Messenger RNA from Mugil cephalus (flathead mullet), 1370 nucleotides. RefSeq names its product PAK4-inhibitor inka1-like. Gene Ontology annotation, cellular component: nucleus. The coding region runs from base 252 to 1259 and encodes 335 amino acids. Gene Ontology annotation, molecular function: protein kinase binding; protein serine/threonine kinase inhibitor activity. Lineage: Eukaryota; Metazoa; Chordata; Actinopteri; Mugiliformes; Mugilidae. The transcript is spliced from 3 exons. The record is from RefSeq and is a predicted model, not a curated record.
CUGAUUGGCUCAUUCAGACUCGGCUCGCUUUAACUGGCUGCUGAGCGCUGGGCUGUAAAAGCAGGCGAACAGGGCUGGAAGCUUCACUCAGGCGGCACAUCUGUCUCUGUUCAAGCGACUGGAGUCAAGAGGACUGAAUACGAGCUGGUGAAUCCCGCGACCGAACAAACUUUCUCCAUCUUAAUGGGACGACGAGGCAGUCACACUGGGACUGAUUGAAUUGAGAGAAAUUCAGUCUUUCAUUCUUGCAGAUGAAAGGAAAAGAAAUGCUUUGCUUGCGUGACUCGAGUGACUGCCUAAGGGAGCAGAUGCGGUACAUGAUGAGGUCACUGCAGGACCUGAAACACCUGCGGAAAGCCUGCCCUGCCGCCCGCCGCCCCCUCGCUCCCCUCAGCACCCAGCUCCCGGCCUUGGUGCGCCACUCCGCGGUGGCACGUGCCUGUCAGCAGCGAGCCCUGCAGCGAGAGCAGCGCGUACGUCUCCGGAUGUCCGACGCCAGCACGGCCAGCACCUACGACUCCGCGUGCUGCCUGGCGAGCCCUCUGGAGGAGGAGGACGAUGACUCCAUCAGCCAGCUGGGCAUCAGCCUCAGACUGGGCCUCGGCUCUCCCUGCAGUCAGAAGAGCUUGGAGUUCGACUCGGGCUACUCUGAGGCGUCGUGGCAGGACGACGGAGUGGUUCUCAGGAGGACGAGAAACGUGCGCGUGUCAUCCUCAGCCUGCCUCCGCACGAACAGAGCGCCGAGCGGACGCAUACGUCCCAAAUCCACCUCUGACGCCUGCCUAGAGACGUGGACGUCGUUUGAGGUCGGUGACCCAGAGGACUGGACAAACUCUUUAUUGACCAGGGGGCGAAACCGCCAACCCCUCGUUCUGGGUGACAACAGCUUUGCAGACCUCAUACAGAACUGGAUGGACCUGCCAGACUGUCCCGAACCCACGGAGCUGAAGCCAAAUCCCAGACGCAGACUGGGCAGAGGCUUAUUUGUCAACAUGAGGAGGAAACUCGCUGGACUGUCUAAGAGCGUGGAGGACAGAGUGAAGAUGAGAUCAACAGACUCUUCUCAUGUUAACAGAACUGCCAAUGCUGAGAAGCGUCUGUCCUGUCCAGUUGUGGCAUCACAGCCUAAAGUCCCAUUUUUCCACCAGUCCCACUCAGGCAUUAAUGAGCUGGACACAGACUUCUUCCACUUUACAGCUCUCAUGAAGUCAGGAAGCCGGCAGCCCAUAAUCUGUAAAGAUAUUAUUGGCUACAUCUGACACAGUUCAUGUAGACUGGACAAUCCUCAGAGUCACUUUAUUUUUAUAUGACUGUUUUAUAUGACCUUUUUAUAUGCUGUUACUAAGCUAAUAAAGAAGAUGUUCUCAUUA